AUGCACACGCAGUCCUUCCUCGCUUCUCUCGCCCUCAUCCCGCUUGUGGCUGCCUCCAGCUCCCUUGGCUGCUUCUCCGCUGUCCCCGACCUGAAAGACGUCAAACAGUACACAUUCCAGUCCCAUGAGUUCUGCAUCGACCAAUGCACCGAAGCUGGCUUCCACAUUGCGGCUCUGAAGGAUGGCAUCACAUGCGGCUGUAGCAAUUCCACCCCGCUGUCCUCCGCUAAGGUCGACGACGAUAAAUGUGACCAGUACUGCGCCGGCUGGCCCGAGGAUAACUGCGGCGGCAUCAAUGUCUACACCGUUCUAACUACGGGCGACUACCACGGAAGCUCCAACUCGGUCUCCAACAACGCUGUCCCUGCCAGAACGGGCCGCAACAUCGUAGCCCCAACUGUGAACCCCUCUGCCAUCCCGACAAAUAUCUUGACUGCUCCCUCCUCCAUGGGAACCAAAGCUGGCAUCACUGCCCUUCCCUCCGCCGCGAAGUCUAAUGCCGCUGCGGCCGCUAUUACUGCUGCAACUACUUCCUCCACUACCCCCUCUGCGACACCCAAUGCGGCUGAUACUCUGUGCACGGGCUCCCUCGUUGGCGCGUUUUUCGCAGCCUUGAGCUUGCUGCUAUAA
Penicillium verhagenii is the source of this 630-nucleotide messenger RNA. RefSeq names its product WSC domain-containing protein. NCBI's taxonomy places the organism in Eukaryota, Fungi, Ascomycota, Eurotiomycetes, Eurotiales, Aspergillaceae. The record is from RefSeq and is a predicted model, not a curated record. Bases 1 to 630 code for a protein of 209 amino acids. The transcript is spliced from 2 exons. Gene Ontology annotation, cellular component: plasma membrane.